Messenger RNA from Callorhinus ursinus (northern fur seal), 2399 nucleotides. It is a transcript of the gene RABEP2, whose product is annotated as rabaptin, RAB GTPase binding effector protein 2. NCBI's taxonomy places the organism in Eukaryota, Metazoa, Chordata, Mammalia, Carnivora, Otariidae. Gene Ontology annotation, biological process: endocytosis. Gene Ontology annotation, cellular component: intracellular membrane-bounded organelle. Gene Ontology annotation, molecular function: GTPase activator activity; growth factor activity. The record is from RefSeq and is a predicted model, not a curated record.
CAAUCAGUCCCCAACUUCGGCCGGGGCCUCGAGCCCGGGGCCGGUCCGGAAACAGCCGAGCGGAUCCGGAAACAGCCGAGGGGACCCGGAAGGGGUGAGCGCCGUCACCAGGGAGUGCUGGAACCCGCCGUUUGCGCGGAGGCGAUGGCGGCAGCUGCGCCGGCGGCCGCGGGCGAGGAUGGCCGGCGACGGCGGCCGGGGGCCGCCCUGGACCCCCAGCCCCAGGAAGGGGCGAAGGGUGAGGCCGAGUCCGAGGAGCUCGGCCAGCUGCGGGCCGAGCUGGCAGGCGCCCUGGCAGAAAUGGAGACCAUGAAGGCCGUGGCGGAGGUGAGCGAGAGCACGAAGGCCGAGGCCGUGGCUGCAGUGCAGCGGCAGUGCCAAGAGGAGGUGGCUUCACUGCAGGCCAUCCUGAAAGACUCCAUCAGCAGCUACGAAGCCCAGAUCACUUCCCUGAAGCAGGAACGGCUGCAGCAGCAACGGGACUUUGAGGAGAAGGAGCGGGAGCUGGGACGCUUGAAGCAGCUGCUGUCCCGGGCUCACCCCCUGGACUCCUUGGAGAAGCAGAUGGAAAAGGCCCAUGAGGACUCGGAGAAGCUUCGGGAGAUCGUGCUGCCCAUGGAGCAGGAGAUUGAGGAGCUGAAGGCGAAACUGCUCAGAGCAGAGGAGCUGAUUCAAGAGAUCCAGAGACGGCCCCGGCACCCCCCUUCCUUGCAUGGCUCCACGGAGUUGCUGCCCCUGUCCCGGGACCCGUGGCCCCCGCUGGAGCCCCCGGAGGAGCCAAGCGGAGACGGGGGCGCAGCGGCCGAAGCCUUCGCCCACAACUGUGACGACAGUGCCUCCAUCUCCUCCUUCUCCCUCGGCGGCGGGGCCGGCAGCACUGCCCUGCCCCGCAGCCGCCAGGGCCUGAGCCCCGAGCAGGAAGAGACGGCCUCUCUGGUGUCCACGGGCACCCUGGUCCCCGAGGGCAUCUACCUGCCCCCUCCUGGCUACCAGCUUGUCCCGGACACCCAGUGGGAGCAGCUGCAAGUGGAGGGGCAGCAGCUGCAGAAGGACCUGGAGAGCGUCAGCCGGGAGCGGGACGAGCUGCAGGAGGGUCUGAGACGGAGCAACGAGGACUGUGCCAAGCAGAUGCAAGUGCUCCUGGCCCAGGUCCAGAACUCAGAGCAGCUGCUGCGGACCCUGCAGGGGACCGUGAGCCAGGCCCAGGAGCGGGUUCAGCUGCAGAUGGCGGAGCUGGCCACGUCACAUAAGGGCCUGAGCCACAAGGUGAAGCGGCUGACUGAGGAAAACCAGGGGCUCCGGGCCGAGCAGCCGCUGUCUUCAGCCCCCCAGGGUCUGGAGCAGGAGGGGGGCCACGAGGAGUCGCUGCCCAGCUCGGUGCCGGAGCUGCAGCGGCUGGUACGCCUCACGAGGCAGGAGGCGCGCGCCCAGCAGCAGGCCCGGGAGCACGAGGCCGAGCGCCUCCGGAUUGAGAUCGUGACGCUCCGCGAGGCGCUGGAGGAGGAGACGGCGGCCAGGGCCAGCCUGGAGGGGCAGCUGAGGGUGCAGCGGGAGGAGACAGAGGUGUUAGAGGCCUCCCUGUGCAGCCUGAGGACGGAGAUGGAGCGGGUCGAGCAGGAACAAAGCAAGGCCCAGCUCACAGACCUGCUCUCAGAACAGAGGGCGAAGGUGCUGCGGCUGCAGGUGGAGCUGGAGACCAGUGAACAGGUGCAGAGGGAUUUUGUACGACUGUCCCAGGCCCUGCAGGUGCGCCUGGAACGGAUCCGCCAGGCGGAAAGUCUGGAACAAGUGCGCAGUAUCAUGGAUGAGGCGCCCCUCAGGGACAUCAGGGACAUCAAGGACACCUGAGGGGCUAGAAACCCCCCACCCUGGGGGAGACUGCCUUUCCCUGCUCCUGAACCUAGAGGCCUGGGCUUUUUGCCGGGGCGGGGGCGGGGGGGGGGGCGGCGUGUCUCAGGAUAGAGUCUUCAUCCCCUCCAAGCCUGGGGUUGGGGUGCUGGGGCCACCACUGCCCUCUCUCCAGCACCUCCCCCCAGGGGUGGCUGGCCUCCUGCUCCCAACGACAACACCUGGGCAGGAGUCCCAGCCCCCUCCAGGAACCAAAGGUGUAGGCUUAGCCCUGCGGCUUUCUGGCUGCCAUGCUGCCUCCUGGGUCUCGGCCCUCCUGCCCCCCUGCCCCCAGCCAGACCGGCAGCUGGGCCCCGGGUGGUGGCUGCGAGCCUCUGGCCCACGGCAGCUGGGCCCUCCACACGCGCACCCCGGGACAGGCAGCUGCUUUCUGGACUGCAUGACACUAAGAUGCUUGUCCCCAGGGGCCCGACCCAGGCCCCGAGACAUGCACAGAGGCAAGACCAGACUUUUCUGUCAUUUAUUUUCAAUAAAUAAGCAGCUCAGCUCAA